AUGUUCGUCGCCAAGGUCCUCGCUGGCUCGUAUACUGAAGGCAAGUCCAGUUAUCAAAGACCACCUUCAAAGAAUCCCGGGAAUCCCGCAAGUGAUCUGUACGAUUCAUGUGUGGAUGAAAUGUCCUCUCCAUCCAUUUUCGUCAUUUUUCAAAAUGACCAGUUGUACCCUGAGUACAUAAUCGAGUACUCCACAACUCCACUGGCAGAUACGGUAAUGGCAACGAAAGCUUUGAUAGAUGCUGUCAGCUUACUUUUUGGCCGGCGUAA
Molecule: messenger RNA, 269 nt
Organism: Porites evermanni
Lineage: Eukaryota; Metazoa; Cnidaria; Anthozoa; Scleractinia; Poritidae
Source: the annotation of a GenBank genome assembly